AUAGGAGGAUGAAAUGUAAACAGUUAUGCCUAGACUCCAUCCAUGAAGUUUGUGUUCUCACAUAAACGAAUUCUGUGACCCUCACAAGCCAAUCAGAAAAAUAUUUCUACGCUUCUUCUCUGCUCUUCGUCGGGCGGGAAAAGGAAAAAAGAGCCCCUAAUGAAAACCGCGCACAAUCACAGAAUCUCUCUCUCUCUCUCUCUCUCUCUCUCUCUCUCUCUCUCUCUAAAUUAACCACACAAAGUGUCAAAUGCGACACCGUUUUAUGUCCCUUUCUUUACUUCCACUAGAAUCAAUUCCUCCGCUUGGUUUUGUAUUAAAUUGCCAUCCAUUUCCUUCACUACCUAGUACCGACCCCAUUAACGUCUCUCUCUCUCUCUCUCUAAUCCUCCCUGUGAUCUGGUUUAAUCAUGAAUUGCUGUGACUCUCAUACCUGCAAUGCUGAAACUCAGAUUUUGGCUGUUAUCAUGGAUUUGGAUGGGACCCUUUUAGACACAGAAAAAACAACAAAAUACAUUGUGAAGGACUUUUUGGCAAAAUAUGGCAAGAUCCUGGAUAGUGACAAGGAAGAUAACAGGUUGGGUCAAACGCACAAAGAGUCAGCAGCUGCCAUUGUUAAGGAUUAUGACCUUCCCUUGACACCUGAUCAAUUUUCCAAGGAAAUCAUGCCUUUGUAUGUGGAGAGGUGGCCACUUGCCAAAGCUCUUCCCGGUGUUAAUCGCCUUAUCAAGCAUCUAUGUAAACAUGGAGUUCCAUUUGCUCUUGCUUCAAAUUGCAUAAGGAAACACAUUGACGAAAAAAUUUCUCGGCAAGAAGGAUGGAAGGAAUCAUUUUCUGUAAUUCUUGGAAGGAAUGACGUUAAUUCUGGGAAACCUGCUCCUGACUUAUUUCUAGAGGCAGCAAAGAGAAUGGGUGUAGAUCCCUUGAGCUGUCUGGUGAUCGAAGACUCCUUGCCUGGUGUUAUGGCUGCAAAGGCUGCUGGAAUGAAGGUAGUAGCUGUUCCAUCACUCCAAACUCACACUGAUCGGUAUUCAAUGGCGACUUAUGUGCUUCAUUCACUUUUGGAGUUUCGGCCUGAGCUUUGGGGUCUUCCACCAUUUGACGACUGGGUGGAAAAUACUUUGCCAAUUGAACCCAUGUAUGUGAAGGCUGUUCCCUGUGACGGGUUUUUGAGUGAAGUUUCAGAUGAUUAUCCAACCCCUCUUCCUGAUCAAAUUUCGGGAGUCUUCUUCGGUUGGGCUAAGCUUGGCACAUCUAAAAUCUUCAAAGCUGUGGUGGCAAUCGGAUGGCAAGGCAAUUCAGUUAUAGCAAAGCGAGUAAUGCUGCCAUAUCUCAUUGAUGAAACAGGAGAGUACGCAACAGAUAAUCCAUGGCAGCUUCUGCUCGUUGGAUACAUAAGAGAACUGAGUGGGGAGGUGAACACCUCCCUGGAUAUAGAAAUACUUGAAGAAGACAAAUCUAUUGCCAUGGCUGCCUUGAAUCUUCCAGUGUUCGCCCAUCAUAGAGACAGUCCUCUGUUAGCAGAUGUAGCUUGAGUAAAUGAAAAUAAGGUUGUUUUGUGAAACUAAUUGGAUAUGGUGAACUGUAUUUUAUUUUUAUGAGAAAGAAAUGGCAAACUAUAUUGUUUUUCA
This is a messenger RNA of Macadamia integrifolia, 1631 nucleotides long. Its product is annotated as bifunctional riboflavin kinase/FMN phosphatase-like. Lineage: Eukaryota; Viridiplantae; Streptophyta; Magnoliopsida; Proteales; Proteaceae. Gene Ontology annotation, molecular function: sn-glycerol 3-phosphatase activity; riboflavin kinase activity. The transcript has 10 exons. Gene Ontology annotation, biological process: glycerol biosynthetic process; riboflavin biosynthetic process. The record is from RefSeq and is a predicted model, not a curated record. The coding region runs from base 411 to 1535 and encodes 374 amino acids.